AUGGGGACUCAAAAUGUGUCCACCGUCACUGAGUUUCAGCUAUUAGGAUUCCAGAACCUUUUUGAGUGGCAGAUUCUGCUCUUUGUCAUUGUUCUGCUCAUCUACUUCUUCACCAUCACAGGGAAUGUCGUCAUCAUCACAGUGGUAAGCAAGGAACAGCAACUGCACUCGCCUAUGUACACAUUCCUAAAACAUCUCUCCUUUCUGGAGAUCUGGUACACGUCCACCAUUGUGCCCCUUCUCCUGGCCAAUCUUCUCUCCCAGGGUCAAGCCAUCUCUUUCUCUGCCUGUAUGGCACAGCUCUACUUCUUUGUAUUCUUUGGAGCUACUGAGUGCUUUCUCCUGGCCAUGAUGGCCUAUGACCGAUAUCUGGCUAUCUGCAGCCCACUUCACUACUCCUCCUUCAUGAGUUCCGACGUUUGCACUAAGCUGGUGGCAAUCUCCUGGCUGACCGGGGUGGGCACAGGCUUUUUGCCUUCCUUGAUGAUUUCCAGUUUAGACUUCUGUGGGCCUAAUCAGAUCAACCAUUUCUUCUGUGACCUUCUUCCACUCAUACAGCUCUCAUGUUCCAGUGUUUAUGUCACUGAGGUGACCAUCUUCAUUCUGUCCAUCGCUGUGCUCUGCAUCUGUUUUUUCCUGACGCUGGGAUCCUAUGUUUUCAUUGUGUCCUCCAUAUUGAGAAUCCCAUCAGCCUCUGGCCGAAUGAAGACCUUUUCCACAUGUGGCUCCCAUCUGGCUGUUGUCAGUAUCUACUAUGGGACCAUGAUCUCCAUGUAUGUCCGCCCCAAUGCUCACCUGUCCCCCGAAGUCAACAAGAUCAUUUCUGUCUUCUACACUGUGGUGACCCCACUGCUGAAUCCUGUUAUCUAUAGCUUGAGGAACAAACAAUUCAAAGAAGUAGUUAGAAAAGUCAUGAGAAGGAAGUGUGAUAUUUAUAGAGUAAAAGGAAGAUUCCUUAUCAGAUAA
Carlito syrichta (Philippine tarsier) is the source of this 966-nucleotide messenger RNA. Its product is annotated as olfactory receptor 11L1. NCBI's taxonomy places the organism in Eukaryota, Metazoa, Chordata, Mammalia, Primates, Tarsiidae. The record is from RefSeq and is a predicted model, not a curated record. Bases 1 to 966 code for a protein of 321 amino acids. Gene Ontology annotation, cellular component: membrane. The transcript has a single exon. Gene Ontology annotation, biological process: G protein-coupled receptor signaling pathway. Gene Ontology annotation, molecular function: G protein-coupled receptor activity; olfactory receptor activity.